GACACCGGACUAAGUGGGUGGAUCAUCAAGGGUGAAACCGUAACUCUUCCGGUACUUGAUCAAAUGUCCCCUGUGCUUUCAGGCCCACCAGCAGCAGUCCAGGGAAGAGCAGCUGUGGAUCCAACGAAAGGAAUUAACAUGCCGUCGAAGAUGCUCACAGGACGAAGCCACCAGCUACUGCUGCUAGACCUGCAGAACCGGAUGACCCCACUGUGACUGCUGCGAAAGCCACAGCGAAGGCCCUGUUGCCGGUCCCUGCCCAGCUGCUCGCCAUUGCCCCAGAGCUCGGGAUAAGAGAGCAGGAGCCCGAUGUGUUGAAACAAACACACAGAAAGGCAGUCUCCCGCAGUCCUUUGGAGUCUGGAAUAAGAGCAGGUCCAUCUCUUCCUAAAAAUACAUCAUCCCUACUGAGUAUUGCCCCUGUGGAAGCGCAGGGAGACACUGUCCAUGAUGAAGCUCCACCAUGUCCUGCGCCUCCUGUCAGGCAGCCAGCAGCCCCAGGCUACAAUCAGGAUGUUGCACAGUGGAACUGCUCCCAUCAGCAGCAGAUCUGGAUGAAGACUGAGCUUGAGACAUUGGGUCUGUGGCCAGGGUCACGUCCAGUACGUCACCCAAUGAACAUGAUUACCCUGUGGCGCUAUCCACCUCAGCCUGAGCUCAUAGACAAUAUUGCUGCACUGCCUUCGCCCAAAUAUUUUCAGCUCCACCCAUUCUUCAUUUGGAAGCCGGAGCAUGCGAUCAUGGAGAGGGUGAGGAACAAUUUUGUCCUGCCCUGCCUUCAUGGUUGUCCCAACCCUCAGGUAGCUUCUUCUGGUGUUGGACGGCCCAGAGUGAUCAUCGGCACCAGUGGUCAGUACUAUCUUUUUGCUUCACGGCUCACCUGUAAAGCCUGUAAGAGGUACUGGCAUGCUGACAAACCCCAAUGGCUGGAGAUGUUGCCAAAACGCUUCAAUAACAUUGUGCCAGCCUUCCUGAUGCACAAAAAAGCCAUCUGCAAAUCGGUGAUGGAUGAGCUGAGACGCAGUGGCAGAUCACCGGAGGACAUGACCAAGCAGCUGACAGAGGCGGUCCAUCUUAAGUAUGAGCGAGCUCAUCUGGCCUACCUGCUGAGUGUGCAGAACAUCAGGGAUGCUGAGGAAGGAGCCUACGGCCAGAAGACCAUCACUGGGCACCUCAGACAGGCAGACACUCCAGCUUCAUUCGGGGGAUAUUCAGAUGCUGAUAGCUGGCGGGGAGUGUCUCUUUCUUCGCACUACCUGGUCAACUGCCAGGUCCAGGAGUAUCAGAGGCAGGAGCAGCUCCUCACACUACUGCUGCAGGGGACCUUUGGACGGGCACUGAGGUCGGAUCACACUCGGAAAGUGGCGAGGAAGGUCGUGCUGUCGUCUGGCACCAUGUCUUCCUACGCCAUCAUGAAUGAGAACUGGAUGAUCCUGAGCUGGGUGAUGCUGCAGUCAGAGUGUGAUCGGUCCCUUCAUCUGGUGUAUCAGGGACUGGCUCAACGCUACACUGCAGCUGGAGUGGAGAAGGCAUGCUGCCACUGGGUGGACAGGGACUGCUGUGCUGCCUUCAAGGUCCUGGACAGCAGAGCUCAGGAGCACCUGUCAUGGGACUGCUGGAAGACCACAGAGGCUAUAGUCACAGAGGCCACCUCUGGAAACCUCGCCAACACAAGUGCUGCAAGGAACAAGUUUAAUGUAGACAUUAGCAUCAAGUUAGACUUGUUUCAUUGUAUGCGCCGGCUUACCAGAGAGUGUGUGUCAGAGCAUCAUCCUCUGUACAGCUCCUUCUGCCAGUUCCUCUCUGCAGCCUUUCUCGUUGUGGACCAGGGGGAUCUCGAGAGGCUGAAGGACGCUUACACCUUCUGUGGAAUCUCUCCUGCCAAUCCAACCAAGCAGCACAUUAGAGAUCACUGCAGGACACAGGUGCCACAGCCCAGAGAACUGCUGCAGAGAGUGGAAGACGUCCUCCAUCACUUCCACCUGGCAAAGGACGUGAAUGAUGUGCUCCUCUAUAAGGCCUCCAUGUUCAAGGUGUGGAGGAUUCAGCGGAUACACAUCUUAAGAGGCUGCUUGAGCGACCCUGAGGUGGAGGAGGGGAUCCUCUACAGAUACGGUGGCACCUUGCAGCUUAAUUACACCAAGGGCGAAGGAGCGGCUGUACCUGUUUGGAUCCCUGUUAGAGGCACGUCUCAGCAGGAGGGCUUCCACUGUCACCAGGCCCAGUGGGUGACUGGCAACCGGGUGUCCACUGAGCUCUUCCAGGCCCAGGCCAUGACUGGAGUGGUGCGCUGGAACUUUCAGAGGCUUGUGGACCUGAAGCAGCCUGGUGUGGAGCUGCCAGCUGUGUUUGACCCCCUGCUCAUUUGGGAACUGAACGCAGCCUGUCAAAGGGUGACAGGGGUGCGAAAAUACCCAGCUCUGCACAUCUCAAACAGGGACACAGGGGAGAGAUUCGGGCUGCAGUACGUGGAGCCAGGCUGUCGUCCUGUGGUUUUAAACUGGGACAAACACAGGACACAGCACAACGCCUCUGCUGCUGUAACCAUGGCAACACAGCUGCACUCCUCUGCCCUGGAUGAGGUGCAUGACAUUGUGGCGGGCACAGACUCUGAGGUAAUCCAGAAUAAUCACACACUGUCAAUUUCCAACCCACUGACAGAAUGA
Gadus macrocephalus (Pacific cod) is the source of this 2666-nucleotide messenger RNA. RefSeq lists its product as uncharacterized. Lineage: Eukaryota; Metazoa; Chordata; Actinopteri; Gadiformes; Gadidae. The coding region runs from base 555 to 2666 and encodes 703 amino acids. The transcript has 8 exons. The record is from RefSeq and is a predicted model, not a curated record.